Neoarius graeffei (lesser salmon catfish) is the source of this 1752-nucleotide messenger RNA. RefSeq names its product leucine rich repeat containing 24 (gene lrrc24). Gene Ontology annotation, molecular function: protein binding. The record is from RefSeq and is a predicted model, not a curated record. Lineage: Eukaryota; Metazoa; Chordata; Actinopteri; Siluriformes; Ariidae. The transcript is spliced from 4 exons. Bases 1 to 1752 code for a protein of 583 amino acids.
AUGGCUUUCCUCCUCCAUUGUCUCUUGCUCCUGGUGGUAGUUCUGGUCCUAUUACCUGUGCCCUGCAUCGGAUGUCCAUCUGGCUGCCGGUGCUACAGCCUGACAGUGGAGUGCGGCUCCAUCGGACUCAAAGAGAUACCACGGGGCAUUGCUCAUAGCACACAGACUAUCUUCCUGCAGGAUAAUGCCAUUGGUCAGAUCCGGGCAGACGACCUGUCUGGUUUGGGUCACCUGCACUAUCUGUACCUACAGAAUAACAGCAUCUCAGCUUUGGAGGCAAGUGCCUUCGUGAGUCUGGGCCAACUGCUAGAGCUUGCGCUCAAUGGUAACCGCCUCCAUCUGAUUUCCGCUGAUGCCUUUCGUGGUCUGGAGCACCUGCGCAUCCUCUACCUGGCAGGGAACCACAUCAACCGGCUGGAGGAUUACACCUUCCGUGGAUUGCAGCGUCUGCAAGAGCUGCACCUGCAGGAGAACGCAAUGGAAGUGUUAGAUGAGCAGGCUCUGAUGAGCCUGUCUUCUCUGGCUCUGCUUGACCUCAGCAAGAAUAAUCUGCGUACCUUAAGCGCUGUCGCGCUCAGGCCUCUCAUCAGCCUGCAGGUGCUGCGCAUCACAGAUAACCCAUGGCGUUGUGACUGUGCUCUUCACUGGCUUCGCGACUGGAUAAACACCGAGGGCCAGCGGUUGCUGAGCUCAGCUGAGCGCAGACUGCUGUGCUAUGAGCCGCCACGCCUCUCGCACCUUAGUCUAGUAGAGGUUCCAUCUAAUAGCCUGGUGUGUAUCCCACCUACUGUGCAGCUUGAGCCAAGGGAACUAAGUGUACGUUUGGGUGAGAGCAUCCGUGUGUCUUGCCAGGCCUCAGGUUACCCGCAGCCUCAGGUCACCUGGAGGAAGGUGUCCUACGGGAGGGCUCAGCUAUCACCACGAGGUCUGGUACAAGAGGAAGGUAUAGAUGGGGACAGCAGGAAGCCAGUGACAGCCAAGCCUGGGGGUAAUGGAGGCAAUGUGGGAAACCGUGGACCAACAGAUGAUGGUGGAGAUAGGGAGCGCUUCGAUCAAGACACAGGCAGUGGAAUGCUGUUUCUGAGUAAUGUUACAGUGGCACAUGCAGGACGCUACGAGUGUGAGGCUUGGAAUCCUGGAGGGGUAGCACGUGUUACCUUCCACCUCGCUGUCAAUGUUUCAUCUUCAACUUUGUCAUCAUCCUGGCCUCGCCUGCACCCCUUGUCACCCUCUUCGAACCACCGCCCAUCUUUAGGGGAUGUCAAUCAGGAGCCGCUGUAUGAGCUUGAGAGUAUGGACUUCAGUGCCCUGGGCACAGCCACGCAAACAGCCAUUGCUGUGGGUAUCUCACUCCUGGCGCUAACUGCCCUGUUGCUGCUGUGCAUGAUCUACAGCCGCCACCGGCAGCGCCAGAAAGAGGACAGUACUUAUGGCAAGGAGGAGAGCAUCCUAUAUGUCAAUGACUACUCUGAUGGACCCACUACAUUUGCACAGCUUGAGGAGUACCGGGAUGAGCGUGGCCAUGAGAUGUAUGUGUUAAACCGGGCCAAGCCUGUGCUGCCUCCACCACCCACCUCCAGCCACCUCCAGCCUAGAGAAGUGCUCCAGGGCCAAGGCACUCUGACAUCUACCAUUGGACUACGCAGAGCUCCAGCAGAGGGCAUAGAAGGUCCACCACCAGACCCAGAGGGACUAUUUAUAAACCAGAGUCUGCUUUUUGACACACAGAUCGCGUAUGAGAUCCACUGCUGA